AAACCUGAACCUCAACAACCUGGUCGUCAACUGGCAGCGUGGGGAGUCAGAGGUGGUCCACAGCUAUUACCAUAUUACCAUGGGGGAGAUCAGCUGGAAAGACAGAGUGUUGUUUACAAGGGACGAACUCAUCUGUUUGAAGACCAGCUCACUGUGGGAAAUGCCUCACUUAGACUGAGUGGUGUGCAGCCGAGUGACCAGGGCCCAUACACCUGUGAUGUGACAGAUGAACAGGGAAGCACCCAGGAAAAGCUACAACUUCUAGUGGCAGCCGAGCUGAGACUGAGGGUGCUGGACCAGAGUUUCACCAAGUUUCUCACACUCCACCCACCACCAGUGUGCUAUGUGAUGCCUGCUGAGCAGAGGAGCAGAUUGUUGAUAUAUCCCCUGCUUCUAAUGCUGCUGGGAUUGGUGCUCCUGUUAUCCUGGAAGAGGUCUGAGCAGGAGACCAAAAAGGAUAAGAAAACAGAAGAAUAGAAUGGCCUUCGGUCCAUGGUCACUCAACAGGCUUUAUGCCAGAGCUUGUUUACAGAGAAAACAUAAAGGGGGGACAGACUUUUAUACUAAUAUACAUUUUAAUAGAAAGUCAUUUUGUAAAAUCGGAACUACAAUACAUUAUACACAAAGUUCAACACAAUACAAUGGGAGAUGCACACCACAACACUAGAUGGUCAUAUGUACCUCUGCUCCAAAUCUGGUUCCUUUUAAGGUUUUUUCCUUGUAGGGAGUUUUGACUUACUGCUACUUGCUUAGGGAUUUAGCCCAGGCCCAGGUAAAUCACCUUUUAUAUCCGCAGUUGUCUUACUGGGCUUUAUAAAUUACAUGUAUUUAUUGAUUGAAACGAUGGCAGCUAUAGCGUCUAAUGAAAGUUGUUACGUGUGUUCCAGGCAAUGUACUUUCCAGAAUUGUUUUUUUUUUUAAUAAAAGGAGAUGAACCCCCAA
Oncorhynchus tshawytscha (Chinook salmon) is the source of this 942-nucleotide messenger RNA. Its product is annotated as CD276 antigen. The record is from RefSeq and is a predicted model, not a curated record. The transcript is spliced from 3 exons. Gene Ontology annotation, biological process: positive regulation of T cell proliferation; immune response; negative regulation of T cell proliferation. Lineage: Eukaryota; Metazoa; Chordata; Actinopteri; Salmoniformes; Salmonidae. The annotation marks the transcript as partial. Gene Ontology annotation, cellular component: external side of plasma membrane.